CUGCCGCUCCUCUCUUCCACUUGGGCUAGCGCGUCUCCCACCAUCGCCCCUCCCUCCCUCGCUUGAUUCUUCACAUCGUUCCCAUUUUCCACUGAGCUUUCUCAUCACCCUGCAGUAGUGACCUGUCCAUUGUUCUCUCUUUCCCACCGCUCUGCCGCGCCUGCUGCGAUGGCCAUGGCAAUGGCGGCCUGUUCAUCCCUGGCUGCAGCAGCAGCCGCAGCAGCUUCUUCUACUUCUUCUUCUUCCGUCUCGGUGGUCCAAUCCCCGUCCCCAGCUUGCCAGCUGCGAGGCUUCCCCUGCUUGAUGCAGACCAGCUCCCACCGACGGUCAUGUACCCGACUAAGGAGUUUCCAAAGGUACAUUGGCACUCGGUCGUCGCUCUCAGAAACUCAAGCCCCAAUCGGAGCACGAGCUGGAGUGCAGUAUUUGGAUCAGGAGGAAGCCAAGAAAAUGGUUUCUGAAGAAGGCUACACCGUCGUUGACAUCCGAGAUGGUUCGCAGUAUGAUCGCUCUCACAUUGCCAAGAGUGUACACGUACCUCUUUUCAUUGCAAAUGAAGACAUGGAUCCUGGAACUCUCAUCAAGAAGUUCGCCCAUAACAGCUUUGCGGGAGCCUUUUAUGGGUUAGCGUUCACUAAGGAGAACGACGACUUUCUUCCAACAUUUGAGCGUCAGUUUAAGAAAGACGACAAGAUCUUGCUUGUUUGCCAAGAAGGACUUAGAUCCGGUGCUGCUGCUGAGAAAUUAGAAGAGGCAGGUUAUCAGAAUGUAGCAUAUCUCAUGAACGGGUUGCAGAAGGUGCAACCAGGUACAUUUGAGAAGGAGGGACCCAAGGAGUUAGCCGACGCAGGCAAAGCAGGUCUCGUUACAAUCCAACAACCAUUCUCGGUUGUCCUUGGAUCACUUCUUAUAUUGGCACUCCUCUUCUUGCAAUUUUUCCCCGACCAAUCACAGCAAAUACUUAAAGCUUUCAUGACGCAGUGAGUCAACUGCCCCAAUUCAAAUGGGUUAUUCUUUGAGAACCAGCAUGGUGUCAACAGACGGUCGACCUCCGAGAUUAUGAAUCUACCCUUCCUAUGGUAAUGGAGCCAACUAUUCUGUGUGCAGUAGUUCUUUACUACAGUAUAUAAGGAAGCAUGUACGAUUAAGACUCAAGCAGAUAAUUGAAGGCACCGCAGCUUUUUGGGGGGUUUUUUCAGAGUUGCUCCUGUUUG
Molecule: messenger RNA, 1214 nt
Organism: Physcomitrium patens
Lineage: Eukaryota; Viridiplantae; Streptophyta; Bryopsida; Funariales; Funariaceae
Product: rhodanese-like domain-containing protein 9, chloroplastic
Cellular component (GO): chloroplast
Source: RefSeq, a predicted model, not a curated record